Molecule: messenger RNA, 1797 nt
Organism: Neocloeon triangulifer
Lineage: Eukaryota; Metazoa; Arthropoda; Insecta; Ephemeroptera; Baetidae
Gene: Wnt2
Product: protein Wnt-2
Exons: 5
Coding region: 185-1447 (420 amino acids)
Biological process (GO): neuron differentiation; cell fate commitment; multicellular organism development
Cellular component (GO): extracellular region
Molecular function (GO): cytokine activity; frizzled binding
Source: RefSeq, a predicted model, not a curated record
GAGCGCACUGCUUUUUUCUUUCUCGAUGGUCAUAAGUGCGCGGCGCGCGGAGCCGAGCGGAUCAAAAGCGCGAGAUCGUGUAUCGAAAAGUGCGAUGAUGUGUGUGUGACAUGACACCUUUGUGCUCGUCUCCGCGGUUUCUUCUUCUGAUGCUACAAAGCGGCCGGCCGCGUGUGCAGGCACUAUGUGGCUAGAGGCCCGCAAAGGUCCCGACAAACCGAAUCACCUCCCGCGGCCAGCGUCGGCCGUCAGUUGGCAAGUCCGCGUCCUCUGCGUCCUGUGCGCCGCCACCCUUUUGCAGACUGUUGGAAACCUCAGGGUCGUGUCAAGUGUUGUGGCUGCUCUGGGUGCUCAUGUGAUUUGCGCCCGCAUUCCUGGCCUCACUCCGAGGCAAAGAGACUUGUGCCGGACCACACCGGACGCGAUCGCCGCCGUCAGUGAGGGUGCCCGACUCGGGACACUGGAGUGUCGGUACCAGUUCCGAAAUCAAAGGUGGAAUUGCUCCACAAUCAGCAGCGACGCUGUUUUUGGACACGUCAUGGUCGUUGGAAGCAGAGAGGCGGCGUUCACAUACGCAAUCGCGAGUGCCGGCGUGACCUACGCGGUGACCCAGGCGUGCAGUAGGGGCAACAUUUCGUCGUGCGGGUGCGCCCCGUCCCUGAGGGCCGGCAUGGUGGCCUCUGGGACUCCCAUGUCAGUGGAGGACGUGACGUCGCCCGCAGGCUGGAAAUGGGGCGGCUGCAGCGCCGACGUUGGCUACGGUGUGCGUUUUGCGCGCAAGUUCGUCGACGCGCGAGAGCUCGAGGGUGACGAAAGGACCCUCAUGAACCUACACAACAAUAAGGCUGGCCGAAAGGCGGUUAAAGUUAAUUUGCUGACCGAGUGCAAGUGCCACGGCGUGUCGGGCAGCUGUACCCUUAAGACGUGCUGGAAGACGCUACCGCCGUUCCGCAGGAUAGGCGACUACCUGAUGAAGAAAUACAUUAAGGCGCGCACCGUGCACGCCAUCUCUUCGAGUCCGGGCAAGCGCUCUGGGCCCAACAGCGUUUCCUCGGAGCCAUCAGGGCUCCACCACCACCAGGGCUACCCUAGGGCGGCGUACCUGGCCCUUCGGAGGCCCACCGGGGAGGCGUGGCCGCGCAGACAAGGCACCAUCAGGCGGUCGCCGCCGGUGCAGCGCAGACCCAAAAGGGCCGAACUCGUGUUCCUCCACCAGUCACCCAAUUACUGUGAGAGGGACCUUGCCAGGGGUUCCCUCGGCACUACUGGACGCACGUGCAACCGAUCUUCCACAGGGACUGAAGGAUGUGAGGUGCUGUGCUGCGGCAGGGGCUACAACACACACCAGUAUACUCGCCACUGGCAGUGCCGAUGCAAAUUCCACUGGUGCUGCUACGUUGAAUGCGCCAAAUGCUCUGAGCGGACUGAAGAGUACACGUGCAAGUGAAUUUUCAACUGUAAGAAGAAGAAGAAGAAGUGAACUUCGAAUUGUGAACUUGUAUUGUGUCUGUGCCAAUAAUCAACUCACCUAAAUUUUAUGUAUUUAAUAUAAUUAUAAUAUUUAUACUUCAUUUUAUUUACCAACGUUCAAAUCAGUCUUUUCAAUGUUUGAAAUAGUGGAUGAUUUAAAAAGCUUGUAAUUGUGAAUCAACGAAUGUUUUCUGUUUAUUUUUUGAUUAAACCAAACAGGAAGAUUCCAGAACCCUCUAUUUGCUAAAAAAAUCUAAUAUGCAGUCGUUAAAUUUGCUUCUUUAUUAAAUCGCCUAACUUGCGCCUAAAUAAACAAAAUUCAGCCAA